This is a messenger RNA of Rhea pennata, 1245 nucleotides long. RefSeq names its product cilia and flagella associated protein 300 (gene CFAP300). The record is from RefSeq and is a predicted model, not a curated record. Lineage: Eukaryota; Metazoa; Chordata; Aves; Rheiformes; Rheidae. The transcript is spliced from 7 exons. Bases 249 to 938 code for a protein of 229 amino acids.
AAGCCUGGCCUCGGGCCGCCGAAGCGGCUGGCCUCGCCGGGAGGAGGAAGCAGCCCCGCUGCCCUGCUCCCAGGCCAGGUGCGCUGGCGGGGCGCUGGCCAGAGCGGCUGGCGCAGGCCCGGCUCCAGUUCUGCCCGCCGCCUCAGCAGGCCCUCGGGGCCAGGCUUCCCGUCGGCCGCUCGGAAAGAGUUUUGCUGGCUUAGAGCCUGGAGCGGGGCGUUGCGGGGAGGAAGCUCGAUGCUCAGUCCAUGCAAGGCAGGAUUGCAGCACAGGCAUUCAGUUUUGACCAGCCAUUUAAGCCCUAUCUGAAGGAUGAAUUUGUUAUGGCAUUUUUUAAAGAUCAAAAUGUGAACUCCAGUUUAAAGUUGCUCUCAGCUUCAGGACAGUGGACUACAUUGGGUUCCAAAGUGAUAAAAAUUGAAGCUACAGUAGUGCCAUGUACACAGAUUUCAAUGUCAUUUUUUGAUCGUCUGUACACAGAAGGAGUUGUUAGAGAAAAUGGACAUAUUGUGAAAUGUUAUUAUGACUAUUAUGAUGAUAUUCUCAUCUCUGAUGAAUUAAGAAAGGCCCUGCUUCUAGAAGAUUCAGACCAUUAUGACUUAUUCAGUCAGUCAGAUCGCAAGGAGUUUCUAUUUUGUCUUUUUAAGCAUCUUUGCCUUGGAGGAAGUGUCUGUCAGUUUGAGGAUGUACUUGGCCCAUACUUAGAAACUACAAAAGCUUUAUAUAAGGACUUGGUAAGUGUUCAAAAGAAUCCAGAAACAAAAGAAAUAAGCAUUACUUCUACUGUCUUCAGAGUGUCUGCAUAUGAUGAGAAAGGCCUAUGUUAUCCUUCAAACAAAAGCCAUGAACAGACAUUUGCCUAUUUGAUUGCGGAUCCUUUCAAACGACACGUCCAUACUUUGUAUCACUGUUUUGGUGGAAGCUUAUUUGGUGCCUAGUUGUUAACCUGGUUGUUCCCCAGGUUUGAAAUGGGGGUGCUCUUCUUCCUACGCGAACUCCAGUAGAAAUUGUGUGGUUCUCUUCUGAGGAAGCACAUACUCCUUGAUCUCACAAACUCUGGUUCUGUGCUUUAUAUAGAUGUUACUAUAUGGUUAAUGAAAAAAGUUUUGCAUAGUUUUUGUACAGUUUUUACAGGCAUACUCUCUGAAGCUGUUUGCCUGGCAGUUUUGCUCCCCUCUUCCCUCUUCCGUGUUAUCUAAUAAAACAUUUCUCUACGUGUCUUGUCCCUGCUUAUGAACCAGCUCC